Alternaria burnsii is the source of this 1830-nucleotide messenger RNA. RefSeq lists its product as uncharacterized. Gene Ontology annotation, biological process: regulatory ncRNA-mediated gene silencing; RNA processing. The record is from RefSeq and is a predicted model, not a curated record. Gene Ontology annotation, molecular function: mRNA binding. The coding region runs from base 1 to 1830 and encodes 609 amino acids. Gene Ontology annotation, cellular component: ARC complex; nucleus. Lineage: Eukaryota; Fungi; Ascomycota; Dothideomycetes; Pleosporales; Pleosporaceae. The transcript has 3 exons.
AUGGCGACCGCGAUCACAGCACCUAUUGUGCAUGCAGGACCUACCAAUGAAGCCUCUAGCAACAGUACUGCUACCUCUGCCAUUGAAGACCAUCCAGAUGGUGCAGAGAUUCGUCGUCAAGUGGAGUUCUACUUCUCCGACGAAAACCUUCCCACAGACAAACACCUACUACAGUGCUGUGGUGGACGCGAGAAUCUCCCCGUCUCGAUCAGUCGCAUUCGCGGUUUCCAGAGAAUGCGCCAAUACAAGCCCAAGACCCUCGUUACUGCAGCUCUCCGCUUGAGCGCCUUUCUGGAAGUGUCUGCUGACGGAAAGACCAUCAAGCGUAAGGUACCUUUGACUGGAAAGAAUAUCCUCGAUCCAGAUUACUUCGAUACCGAAGAUGACGACGAUAUUGCUUACGCCCCAGGUUCUCGAAAGGCGAAAGCGCAGCGGCCGGCUCAGUAUCCAGUACCACUACUGCCCCAAACAAAGGCAAAGUAUCCCGAAGGGGUGUCUAAGAAUAUGCUCAAAGCUACUGGGUUCGAGAAGGCCUACAUUGAGCCUGUUCUCACCCCUGUGGAAGCUGCCGAGGAAGAAGAGAUGUACGCUCUGACCAAACCGUUUGUCGAACGUAUCGAGAUCGCCAUCCAGCGCUUCAAGCAGAAGCGUCGCAUGCAUGAAAUGUAUGCACAUGUCUUCAACAAGCUCAUGCGCUUCGGCGGAGUAGAGUCUGGUCCUCGCAUGUAUCAAGGGCUUUCCAAGCACGAGAUGAAUGAGAUGGGUCCUGAGGAACUUGCAAGGGCUCUCGCUGUCCACAAUGUACCCUGGGACCGCUCUAAUGAGAACAAGUGGGUCGUAGAUUUUGUAGCUCUCUGCAAAGCCUUCCUAUCAUCUUGGUAUCCCGCCCACUAUGGCUAUGCGUCGUAUGCUAUCAAGAAUGCUUGCCAAGUUCCCCGCUCCUUCCUCGGGUAUCUUCGCUUUCACCGUGUCUGUCCCGAGUUCGAUGACCAGAUGGCCACUGCACUUCAAAUCUGCGAUCAGGCUGAGCAGGAGCUUCCAAAAGUCAACUCUCUAGGUCUUGCCCUGCCCGGAGAUUUCAACAAAUCUGCUAGCGUCUUAUUCGGUGGUGCCCAGGCUGGUAUGUUUACUGGUAACAAGUCCUGGGCGGAGGAUCUGAAGAAGGAAGGCCUGGCGGUUGUGGAAAUUGGUAUCCGGGACGAAGAAGCUAGGAUCAAGUUCGGCACUGGCAUCGCUGUUCUGGGUUCGGAGGCGCAAUAUGACAUGUUUGAGUCUGGGCAGCUAAAAGUUCUCGGCAAGGACACUGCCUACCUUGAGGUCACUGCCAUCAAUCUUCCCGACAACGAUACCAAGUCUGCAUAUGCAGAGCAGAGUGAGGCCUUCAAACAUAAGCUUGGACAGCUUGGACCCCUCGGUAAGCUUUCCUGCAAGACCUGGCACACGGACGACUGCGACGACUACGAUCUACCCAAGGAUAAAACCAAGUACCCCAAUGGUAAGCCACGGAAAGCUGGCAAUGGCAAAGAGUACGAGUUUUGGAUCGAGGAGAGCAUUCUUGAGGACUGCUUCGUGGGCCUGAAGAUGGAUGCCACUAUCCUGCUCCUUUCUGGUGGUCUCACCAUUCUCGACGACAUCAAGGAGACUAUGUGUAGCUUCUACACUUGGAUCCCAAACGAGCUGUGGAUGGAGAGGAAGCCAAAGGAAGUGCGAUGGUUGAAGAAGGGCUUGGGUCUCGACGAGGACGAGGACGAGGACGAGGUUGAGAUCCUUGGAGGGAACAAAGCGAGCGCGGGUAAAGAUGCUUCCGAUGACGAUUUUGACGACGAGUAG